This is a messenger RNA of Drosophila elegans, 845 nucleotides long. Its product is annotated as 3-oxoacyl-[acyl-carrier-protein] reductase FabG. Lineage: Eukaryota; Metazoa; Arthropoda; Insecta; Diptera; Drosophilidae. Gene Ontology annotation, molecular function: oxidoreductase activity. The transcript has a single exon. The record is from RefSeq and is a predicted model, not a curated record. The coding region runs from base 14 to 769 and encodes 251 amino acids.
CCAGUCGUCCAAGAUGAGUCUCAGCAACAAGGUGGUGAUCGUGACGGGAGCCAGCAGCGGCAUUGGAGCCGCCAUUGCCCAGGUUUUGGCCCGCGAAGGUGCCACUUUGGCGCUGGUCGGCCGCAAUGUGGCCAAUCUGGAGGCCACGAAGAAUAACUUAAAGGGCACGCAGGCGGAGAUUGUGGUGGCCGAUGUGACCAAGGAUGCGGAGGCGAUUGUCCAGCAGACAUUGGCCAAGUUUGGACGCAUCGAUGUGCUGGUGAACAAUGCCGGCAUCCUGGGCAAAGGUGGCCUCAUCGAUCUGGACAUCUCGGAGUUCGAUUCGGUGCUGAAUACCAAUCUUCGUGGUGUUAUUCUGCUAACGAAGGCGGUGCUGCCGCAUCUCCUCAAGACCAAGGGAGCCGUGGUCAAUGUGAGCAGCUGUGCGGGCAUUCGUCCAUUUGCCGGUGCUUUGAGUUAUGGCGUCUCGAAGGCGGCCCUCGAUCAGUUCACCAAAAUAGUGGCCCUCGAAAUGGCACCGCAAGGUGUGCGCGUGAAUUCGGUGAAUCCCGGCUUUGUGGUUACCAAUAUCCACAAGAACAUCGGCAUCGUCGACGAGGAGUAUAAUGGCAUGCUCCAGCGGGCCAUCCAAUCGCAUCCCAUGGGCCGUGUGGGCGAUGUCACCGAAGUCGCCGAGGCCGUGGCAUUUUUGGCCAGCUCCAAGGCCAGUUUCACCACCGGAGCACUGUUUCCCAUCGAUGGUGGCAAGCAUAAUUUGACGCCUCGAUAAAUUACUUUACUACAUUACUUCCCAUCACUUAUAAAUACAUUUUUUUUAUAAUAAAUAAGCUGUAACCACUCUUAAA